AUGUCCGCCCCGAACCCCCCCGAGGACAAGGUCAACACGAACCCUGCGACUCCCCUCAAGCCCGACGUCAGUUCCCGCAUUGCGAAACUCAAAGGUCACGUCAAGCCCACGGCCUUUAACACCCCCGUCCGCCAGGGGAUGCUCGAAAAUGAAAUUGUCACGAAGAAGGCAGGUUAUUGGAACGGAUUGGGAGAUCCUCCUGGAGAGAAGGUGUCCAAGAAGGACGUCAAGACGGGCCUCGUUGACAAGAGGGUAGAGGAGAUCGAGAAGUUGAAGUCUGAGUAG
Molecule: messenger RNA, 285 nt
Organism: Filobasidium floriforme
Lineage: Eukaryota; Fungi; Basidiomycota; Tremellomycetes; Filobasidiales; Filobasidiaceae
Exons: 3
Coding region: 1-285 (94 amino acids)
Source: RefSeq, a predicted model, not a curated record